AUGUUCCAAUCCUUCACCGGGAGCUCGCGCCGGCCGCGCCAGGUGAAUCUCUCAGGCCGUAACAUCAACCCUUUCGCCUCAUCAGCAUCCGGACGACCGACAGCACAUGGCCACGGAGCCCAGAAUACGCUGGCUAUCGCGCAGCAGGAGCGUUUACUCAGACAACAAGAAAGGGCACGCCUCGGCGCAGCUCGUGUUCUACAGAGGACAUGGCGGGGCCACCUGAGCAGAAAAGCCUCACGAGCGAUGUGGAGAAGAGAGUGGGAUAAGGCUGAACAAGAGCGUACAGGAACUGCGAUAAGUUUUGAAAGUGGCGUGUCUGUCCAGACAUAUACAGUUAUUCCAUACUCUUCUUUAGACCAGUGCCAGGUGCAACUCAGACUGCUGCUACAGUUCUUCGAGACAUCAAACGACCGCGAUGCCUUCCGCCUCCUCUACUUUUCGCACGCGCUCAAACGAACCCUCGAGGAAGUGCCUACAAUGUCAGCGGAGGAAGGAUGGACACCACUUCUAGCCCGUUUAGCGAAGACGACUUUGCGACUUCUCCUGAAGCUUGCAUCUCGUCCGAAAGAUUCCUACUUCUCAGGAGAGGAUUUGCUUGGACUACUUUGCUUUUUGAUAGGCCUCAUACCGAAGCAAAUGGCGCAGCUUGCUAGUGAAUAUUAUACAGCCAUGGUGGCCCUGACAACCAACGCUGAGGUGCUUAGGGAAAAACUGAACUACUCCAAGGAGUCUCUUGUCAAAAGCACUUUAGCACUACUACAACCAAUUACAGCAGACACACUCGGAGCUUAUGAAUGGUUUGCUCGGAAAUAUCUCAUUAUCCCGGACCUAGAAAGCCACCUUGGUCAGCUGGAUACCAUGGCAUCGAAUUUAAACUACAAACUUCUAGCAAAAGGUCUUGACGCUUACGUGCAGAGCUUGGAUGGAAAGCAGCCUGCAAGUGAUGAGCUUGAAUCACGCCUGUGGCUGUUGGCUUACUUCAUAUACUUCCGCCGAUCUGCGCUCAGUGGGAGCCCUACUCAAGAAGCCCCAGAACCCGAAUUUGUCAAGGUGGUCUCAAGUCUUUUGAAUUCAGUAGCCCUCUUUGUUUCGCGCCGCCUAGAGCCAGAUGAUUCUUUCGAAUCUGAGGAAGCUCAGAAGUUACCAUUGCCUGCAUUUGUUGAGGAACAAAUAACUAGCCUGGUGAACCAGAAGAAUAUCACAGGCUUAUUGUCCAAAGUCAAUCCCGGCACAUUUGGAGACAAAAAUCAAAUCACAGAACUAGACGCAUCAGAAGAUGCAAAAGCUCUGGCUUCAUAUGCUUUGACACUUCUAAGAGUAUUUCCUCGUCGUGGAGAUGAUAUUCGAAUGUGGCUCUACUUGGGAUCGGCGACCUCAAUGGGCUCAUCUGCGAUGCAAACAAAUGCCAGAAUUCCAGCAAUUAAAUAUUUCUGGAACAUCAGCCGAUCAACUGAUCUAUUUGCGAAGAUAAGUCGUGACUCAACACAGGUGCUUUCCUUGCUGCAGCCUGUGUCAGGGGACGACGCCCGGCACAACGUACAACGUCAACAGAGUUGGACGAUAAUUUUAUUGUUCCUCGAACUAUACACAUUUUUAUUAAAGGUCAUGGAUGAUGAAGAAUUCUUUUCCGGCGACUCACUACCAACGAAGAUGGAUAUUAAGGUAUCAUGGACGAGGGAAAGUGCGUUGCCUUUGAGAGAUGUGAAGGACUUGACGGUGUUCUUGAAAAAUCUUGCUUUUACACUCUACUGGAAUGCAGCAGAUCUAGAUGAUACUCAGGGCCCUCAGAACUCUGCUGGCAUCAGAAGCUAUUUCACACCCUCUGUUUCCCAGGAACCACUACCUACCGUACGGGAUAUGGAGCAGAAAAACAAAGAAAAAGGAUUGCCUGGGGUAACAGGAAUCCCUCUAGAUUAUUUUAAAGGCCUAGUGACUGGACUUUUACGAGGGAUUCAUGAGCGCGAUUCUCGCCGUAAAUUCCUUCCAGAUGAUCACUGGCUAAUGACCGCUCGCUUUGAUAUGGAGGGCUUCAUCCCUACUGUUGUUGCGGAGGAAGAAAACCGAUAUCAGCUACAAGAAGACGAGGACCAGUAUGAAGAUAACUACAUGGGUGAGGUUUCCGAUCAAUCUCUUGGGCUCAUCGGCACCGGUCGUGCUCAGCAAGCACGACGCAUAGAAGCCUUUAGACGCCACCAGCAACAAGCCGCCCGACGAAAACAGAUGGAAGCGAUUGCACCUAGGUUGGAAAUUCUCAGGAAUAUGCCCUUCUUUAUUCCAUUUAGCACUCGUGUCCAAAUUUUUCGGCAGUUUAUUUAUCGGGAUCAGAUGAGGCGAAGACAAGGCUAUAUCGAUCCAGAUGCAUGGCGCAUGUCUGUUUCUGCGGCAUCAAUGGGUCGCCUCAUGAAUGGAGGUGCCGCAGCGCAAGAUAUCCUCAGUCGCCAUCACGCUAACAUCCGACGCGAUAGUGUUUUUGAAGAUGCUUUUGAUCAAUUCUAUGAUCUUGGAGAGGGUCUCAAGGAACCAAUCCAAAUCAGUUUCAUUGACAAGUUUGGUGCAGUAGAGGCCGGGAUCGACGGUGGUGGAGUGACCAAAGAGUUCCUAACAAGCGUGACAAAUGAGGCAUUCAUAUCUUCAAACGGUCUAGAUCUAUUUGUCGAAAAUGACCAAAACUCACUAUAUCCGAAUCCAACUGCUGUGGAGCAACGGAAGGAAGUCUUACGGCAGAUGGGAAUCAAAGAGACAAGUCCUCAAUUUACGGAUGGCGUUCGGGAUUUACUGAAGCGCUAUGAGUUUUUAGGCCGCGUGAUAGGGAAGUGUCUCUACGAAGGAAUUCUCGUCGAUGUUCAUUUCGCAGGUUUCUUCCUGCUUAAGUGGGCACUCACCGGUGGCUCAACAUCCGCUAGAAAAGAGUCCGCGUACAGGGCCAAUUUGAAUGAUCUGAGAGAUCUGGAUGAAGGCCUCUAUCAAGGAUUACUUCAACUGAAAAACUAUCCCGGAGACGUUGAAGACUUUGCCCUAAACUUUACUGUGACAGACACGGUUCCCAUUCCAGGGUCCCAACCUCGCAAUAUCACCAAAGAAUUGAAGCCCGGUGGCGCCAAUAUUGAAGUCACCAACCAAAAUCGCCUGGUCUACAUUUCUUACAUUGCUCGACAUCGGCUUCAAAACCAACCGGCGCUCCAAACAGCUGCUUUUCUGAAGGGGCUUGGUGAAAUCAUUCAACCUUCAUGGUUAUCCAUGUUCAACCAAACGGAGCUACAAACUCUUGUUGGAGGAGACGCAGGCGAAAUAGAUGUGGCCGACUUGAGACGCAAUACAUUAUAUGGCGGAGUGUACACUAUCGGAGAUGAUAACGAAGAACACCCAACCAUCAAGUUAUUCUGGCAGGUGAUGGAGAGCAUGCCGAACGAAGAACGUCAGAAGGUACUCAAAUUUGUGACUUCGACACCCCGCGCGCCUUUACUAGGCUUUAGCAACCUUAACCCCCGGUUCAGUAUUCGGGAUUCUAGUGAAGACCAGGAACGACUUCCCAGCACGAGUACCUGUGUGAACCUCCUGAAGCUGCCUCGUUAUGCCAACGCCCAGACCCUGAGAAACAAACUCCUUUACGCCGUUAAUGCGGGAGCUGGUUUCGAUCUGAGCUGA
Messenger RNA from Talaromyces proteolyticus, 3648 nucleotides. RefSeq names its product IQ and HECT domain protein. Lineage: Eukaryota; Fungi; Ascomycota; Eurotiomycetes; Eurotiales; Trichocomaceae. Gene Ontology annotation, biological process: ubiquitin-dependent protein catabolic process; protein polyubiquitination. Gene Ontology annotation, molecular function: ubiquitin protein ligase activity; protein binding. The record is from RefSeq and is a predicted model, not a curated record. The transcript is spliced from 3 exons. The coding region runs from base 1 to 3648 and encodes 1215 amino acids.